This is a messenger RNA of [Torrubiella] hemipterigena, 1878 nucleotides long. Lineage: Eukaryota; Fungi; Ascomycota; Sordariomycetes; Hypocreales; Clavicipitaceae. The record is from the annotation of a GenBank genome assembly.
UGCCAAUUCAGGGCUAGUGUGUUGCUGCAUGCGUGCUUUAACCCGCCUUGAUGGAACGUCUUUCUCGGCCCAUACCCGACAACCGGCCUAAAAAGGACCCCUGUUCUCUCGGCGUUCGGAAUGCCCUUCAUGCGAUUGAUAACCGGCCGCGCCCCUUGCAUCACCUCCAUCUUCAUCUGCAUGCAGCCCAGACCAUCGCCAUGUUCCGCGUCACAGUUGUCCGCUACGCCGCCCAGACACACAAUGCCGCGCUGGAAGCCGUGGUUGUAGGAGGCGGCCCUGCUGGAUUGGCCGUUGUCGGCAAUCUACUGGAGCAUCUUCCCAAGACCAAUCGAAGCCAGCUCUGGGUUGACCCGUCCUUCACAGCCGGUAGAGUCAAUGCGCGGUAUCGCCAGGUUCCCAGCAACACAAAAGUCGAUUUAUUCCUGCAAUUUGCGAAAGAGCUCGCUCCGUUUCGGCACAUUAUUGAGUUUGCACAACGUCCCAAUGCGAUUACCACCCUCGAAGGCCUCGUUCAAGACAAGGGGUGCGAAUUGGGCUACGGUGCAGAUAUGUGCUUGAUGUUGACCAAGGGAAUCGCAAAAUACUACCAAGAUGCCCAGCAGCACACCGGAAUGGUUACCGGAGCAGUGCUCAACAAGACAACUGGAAUCUGGACUGUGAAGCUCAACAACAAAGACGCUGUCACAGCAAAGCGCCUGAUUCUCUGCACGGGAUCCAGCCCCAUAGACACGACUCCUCGAAUGAUCCAACAAAACAUCCAACAAGCCACCAGCAUUCACCUCGACACAGCACUAAACCCUCCCCUCCUCGCUGCUAGCAUAUCUCGCGACACUCCUACCACAAUUGCCGUGGUGGGAGCAUCUCAUUCCGCCAUCCUGGUACUGAUGAAUCUCUAUAACCUUGCUGCAUCGUCACAUCCUCACCUUCGCAUUAAAUGGUUUAGCCGCCACCGUUCCCUACGCUACGCCAAACCAAUGGAUGGCUGGAUUCUAUACGACAAUACCGGAUUAAAGGGUGACGCGGCGCAGUGGGCUCGUCAAAAUCUGGAGGAGGCAUCGUUUGCAUCGAGCCCCGCGAGCAAAGUCAUAACAAAAGUCUUCACAUCGAUAGGUGCUUUAGAGGAGCAGGCAUAUCAUGCGGAGCUACCAGAUUGUACACAUAUUGUUCAGGCUAUUGGCUAUCAGAGAGACCCUUUGCCUACUAUUGAUGUCACGGACAGCCCUGAGUCAGAGCCCUCAUCCAUGGCUAUUGAGCAUGACGGCCUCACUGGGCGAUUCGUUUCGCCACACAACAAGACGUACGUCCCUGGCCUCUUUGGUGCUGGAAUCGCUUUCCCAGAGCGUGUCACGGAUCCAGCUGGGAAUGUUGAGCACGCUGUUGGCUUUUGGAAAUUUAUGCGUUUCCUGAAGAGAGUUGUUCCGCAGUGGGUGCAGGAGAAAUAAAGCCAGCACUUGUUCGUAAAAUUAUUCACAUAUAGACUUGGGGCUCAAUAUGAAAAUUCAUUAUGUGCUGUGUCUUCAUUUCAUUAGCCAGUGUCUGCUUCACUCUCAUCAGUGUAGUCUAGUUUGGGCUCUUGGCCGAUCUUUACUGGUUUUCUGACGGCCGACUGCAGAGCAAAGCGCGGCUUUACGUGGAAAAGAGACGGCCCAUCCUUUCCCAACUCGUACUUUUUGAGAUCACCAUACGGCUUUCCCAUAGCCCAGCGUAGGAGCGUCUGAACCUGAGGGUUGUUGAUGGUCCAUAAUUCUGGGCAUAGCGAGGGUCGGGGCGGUUCCAAUUGUUACGUAUGGAGGGUCAAAAUUGAUCUCAGCCGCGAUAACUCGAGCUGAGUUACCCCAGAUAGAGAUAAGAGUAAUCUAAAAAAAAUUAGCUGUG